This is a messenger RNA of Chaetomium fimeti, 1319 nucleotides long. RefSeq lists its product as uncharacterized. NCBI's taxonomy places the organism in Eukaryota, Fungi, Ascomycota, Sordariomycetes, Sordariales, Chaetomiaceae. The transcript has 3 exons. The record is from RefSeq and is a predicted model, not a curated record. Bases 81 to 1079 code for a protein of 332 amino acids.
UGAGCAACGGUCAUGACGCCCGUGUGGCGGCUUGCGCGGCCCUGUGCUGUUCAGGUUUCACUUUGGGGGCGGGGGGAACCAUGUUGUUGGUUCAUAAAACGAGCCCUUCCUCAUUCCAAGACAACGCGAGGCCCUCCGCAGCCAUGUAUCCCAAUCAAAACUACAACCACCGUGGUUUUGUCCCCUGCCCGGGACAGCACCUUUUUGUCCAGUGCUCGGGCCGUAUUCGUGUGGCGGAGGGCGACAACUACUGUUUGAACUGCCAGCGUACGCGCGACAUCGUAUGGGGUAGUAUCUCCAACCCCUGGCGAACUAGAGUUCAGCCCACGCAAGAAACACACAGGACACAGGGACUUGUGCUGGAUAGCUGCCACAUCGCCAGAUUCUAUAACAUCACAAAUGGGGACGGCCGUCACUCUCCGCCUGUAGAGAGAAUGCGCGAGCCGCGCCGCACCGAUUCGGCAUUGCGCCAGGAGCUACGCUCAGAUGCUGAUUAUGGCCUUCACCGCGAACGCUGCGCGCCAUCUCCAGCUCGGGGAUAUAGGGAGUUCUCGCCGGAACCACGCGGCCGCGAUAUCUUUGUCAUGCGCGACGACAGACCUCGCUCUCCGACGCCCGGACCGUUUCCCAGAACCCGUCCGCGACGCAACGGUCGAGCGCAGAUUCCGGUUUCGGUUACUUCCAGCGGGCGCAUCCAUCUCGCUGAGAGGCUGCGGUAUAACUCGGAUGCGAGCGUCAGUGUUGGUCUCGAUUCUGAUUCCGAUCUCGAGAGCAACACCAGCAGCCUUGACACGGUGGAAGUGGGCCUGCGCAGGGUAUUCGCCCGCCACUUCAACUCGAGAGCCACGAGAGGCAGGGUGGCUAGGGACCAUGUCUCUCGGCGUCGAGUUGCUGACGGUUGGGACAGCGGGUCGUCAACGGAAAUCGAACGACCCGGUCGUCGGGAGGCCAAUGUCGAGGAACCUGUGACUGAGACCGCACUUCUGACAUCCGAGAAUACAUUGGGAGGCUCCGAUAUGCCGGCUACGGCCGAUGGUGACGCACAAUGCAAUGGAGUCGGCCAAAGCACCCCGCAUUAGGUUGGUGGGCUUCGAUUGCUAUUGGGGACGAGGGCGGGUGGUCCGCAGCGUGCGCUCGUGGGAGCAACUUGAGACUGGCCGAGCUAGGCUUGAUGCCGGGAUGGAACUACUUCGUAGGGGGCUGGGCAUGUGUCGUUGCAGCGUCUGGGACGCUGAGCUGGAGAAGUUAUCGUCAGAUGCGGUCCGUGAACGGGUACAUGAUCACUCUACAGUUUUUAGUUUUCCAUUAGAAUUUACCUC